GACAGCGCGUCAGUCAGCCCUCAACACAGCAAACACAAGGCAAUCAAACUGUCGCGACUUUGAUUUAUUUAUAGGGAUUUUACAUCUUUAAAUGCACAAGCGGUCUUCGCUGACCAGGAAAAGGACACAAAAAGUUAUUCAAUUGAAAGAGCAGGACGAUUUCUUGGAUCCGGAAGCGAUGCCACAAUACUUUCAGAUAUUGGUGAAGAUUUUGGAGGGUCACAAGCUGGCCUGGACUAACCCUCAAAAUGCCAACUCUUACGUGCUGGUGGUGCUUGGCAAAAAACAAUACAGGACUGCUCUGAAGAAGAAGACCGAGGAACCAGCCUACAAGGAGAUGUUUACUUUCGAAAUGUUUGUGAACAUGCGUGAGUUGGUGCGUUCGUCCGUGUGGCUCGCCGUGAUGGAGCUCAGCAGCCUGUACGUGCCUCCGAGGAUGGUUGGAGAAGCCACCAUAGACCUCGGCACUAUCUGGGCACAGACAGAUCACCAAGUGCUGGAGAAAUGGGUGCAACUCAACGCAACAAAAGACACGACAACGGGACCGGUGGGGUUUCUCAAGCUAGACGUCUCCAUCAUUCCGAGGGACGAUUCUAUUCCACCUUCGACGUUAGUUGAUGAACGAAAAUCGACACUAGACCUAUUACCUUCGGGAUCAGAACAACAGAGGGCUAACUAUGUGAUUGGAAUUUAUGGAGCUUAUGGCCUUCCCAAUGAAGUUAACCAAGCUGAUAAGCGUUCUGCCAAGCCCCCUAACACAUUUGUUCGGAUAACUUUCUGCGGACUGGUUGUUAAAACCAGCACCCAGUCAAGGACGAACAAUCCAGUGUUCAAUGAGCAAAUAUCUAUUGUGGAAAUGUUUCCUAACCUGAGCCAGACGAUUCUUCUGGAAGUCUGUGUACCAGGUGGACUGAACAAUCGUGUCAUUGCCAGCAAAGAGUUGAAGCUCUCCCAAAUAUGUCAUGAUGGGGAAAAUGGGUUUGUGCCGACGUUUGGACCAUGUCUUCUUCAUCUCAAUGCGACAUCAUGUUCGGGACAAACUUACAACAGUGGAGUGGACACCCCAUUCUAUGGGGGAGCUGUCCUAAUGUCAUUGAAGACGGUAGUACCGUAUUACCAACAGAGCGUAAGGACUACUUCAGUGGAAGCGGUUGAAGCUGUAGAUGUUAAAACAUUAUGGAUGUUAGAAGAUUUCAGUUUUUACUGCCCUAUAUUAGAAGUAUCUAUGUUGGACAAGAAACUGAUUGGAAAACAAUGUGGCGUCGCCAUUACUGUGGGUGAAAUAAACAGUGAGGAAGUACCUAAAGACCCCGAUUUCCUUAAGGCUAUCAACGAUGUCCGUGCCCAAAAACUGCACUAUACUAAAUCCAUGGACAUAACCAACAGUGCCUCUGAAUGUCCUUACAUGGACUUCUCCAACGGGUUUCCGGUUCUUCAGUUGGCAUCACGGCUACCAGACUUCCGGUUCCGGAUGUACCGAAACAAUAUGAUACAACGCAUGAUUUAUGAUUUGGAAAACGCUAUCAAAGAAGUAGAGGGCCGCCUGGAAGGGUUUGACUACGGGUCUGCCAAGGAACUGAUUGACAUAAUGAAGAGGACCCGUGACGAGAUCAUCAGUCAAAUAAUGAAGUUCUUAGACGUUGUUCAGUUCACUACCACCGACGAAAGUGCUACUGUACUAAAGAAGUAUAGCACGGAACUAGAUGAGAAACAGUUUGCUAUACAGGCAGAGGAAAUGGACAAAAUAUACCAGAACCUAACGGAACAAGCCAAGCUUGGACAUGAUAGCUCUCUGAUGGACACGAGGCGAGGCGCUAAAGAUAUGCUGUUCAGUAGCAAGGCUUUGGUGGCGGACAUGAAAAAGCUUAUUUAUAUGAUGCCUCAGGCGUGGUCCGACGUCGUGGUUUGGCUUCUAAGCGGAGGCUCGCGCGUUGCCUACUAUAAGUUAUCUCCUGCAGACAUUGUAUACUCUGUGAUACCCGACCAGUGUGGGUUGAACUGCGGUCGAAUUAGGACGGUACUCAUGAAGCCAAUAAAAUGCCCUGCACACCCGAAUUCUAGCACCAGCUGUUCUUGCGUGGCCGCAAAGAUCGAGCUUUGCAUGUGGAUGGGGCUGUUCAAACAGCGCAGUCUAUUCAACACCAACAUCCCGAGUGGAAUGAAAUUAACACGCCUCGAGGACGGCCACAAAUUAGUGCUUAAAUCUGCGGGAACGAUGAUCGAAUGUAGAGCAUUUAUUUACAAAGCAAAAUUAAAGUUUGAUAAAAGCAUUUCAAAUUUCCAUGCAUUUGUACGAAUUUACGCGGCAAAUCAUUAUGCUGAAACAAAGGCUCGUAAGGGUGUUGCCCCUAUAUGGGACGAAGUCAUUAAGAUUGUUCGAAUGGUAUUCACUUCUUCAGAGAGAUUAUUAAAUAGCCCGCCCGACGUAAUAGUCGAAAUAUACGCAUCUACAACUGAAACUAAGAGUAAAAUUGAAUUAGUUGGUCGUUUCCAUGCUACACCAGUUAUAAACGACAAUAUUGGGUAUGAGGACGCACCCCGCUUACGAUGGUAUGAUAUAAAGCAUGAUCACCAAUUGAAGGGACAAAUCCAAAUGUCCUUGCAGAUGGUACAGGUGCCGGAAACUGUUAUUGGCUCAACUGUAUUUUGCAGUAAUAGUUCAGCCGUCGAUGACACCAAUACCGACCAAAUAGGAAAUAUAGAAAGCAUACCACACUAUUUGAAGCCAGUAUGCACUACUUACAAAGUUGAUGUAUAUUGGUGGGGUUUGCGCGAUGUAAAAGCAACUCGGAAGCCAUGUGUCGUCUUAGAAAUGGAUGAGGUUAAGAUUAAAUCUGACGCUAUACCGAUGGAAAAAUGCAACUGUAAUUUCUUAAACUGCCGUAUGUCGAACAUAGUUGAAGCUUCUCUUGACGAUGUUUUGAGGUCGACUCUUCGAGUGAAACUCUACGACAAAAGUACAUUUGGGAGAAGUGUAUUUCUUGGCUAUAAUAGAAAGAACCCUACAAAGUUCAUUGUGAAUUGGCUACCAAAAACGAAAAGGGACUCUAUGUUAGGACCUAUUGUUCCUCAAAACUUUAUUCAAGUUAAUCAGCUUCUGUGUGUUAGAAAACGAAAUCAAGACAAAAACAACUCACACGGCCAAAUUUCUUACGGAAGUAGGAAGUCCAGUACAGAAGGAUUAAAUAAAUCUAAAAUAAGUACAUCUAGUUGGUGGAGAAUGCGAAAUAGACAUCGAACACUAGACGAAGAGUGCGCUCUGCUGCCUAUUGUUAAAGCUGAAGAAAAAGUUAUCAUUAACCAAAUACCUACAUUUCACAAUGACUGGUGGAUAAGAUUUCACAGCUCUAAGAUAUCGAGUGAUGACGAACCAUACAGAAUUACUAUCUACAAAUCGGAAUUAGAAGCACAGCCAGAAUUUUCAAAAUUUAAGGAUUGGUGUUCAUCCUUAAAACUAUAUUGUGGAAAAAAAGUCGGUAGACCUGAUAAAGAUAAUCAGCUUUAUUGCGGUUCUGUUAAGGUCGGAAUUGCAAUAUAUUCGUGGCCGCCUCCACACAACACUUUAGCUGUCACACCUUCAGGAGUCGAGCUUAGUAACAGUUUUUUCGAAGAUUACCCUAGAAAUGAUCCAACUCGAUUCCUAGUGAGAUGUUACGUAGUUAGAGGUUUAAAACUUGAACCAAAAGACAACUCGAUUAAUCCCUAUAUAGUUAUAAGUUGUGGUAAAAAGAAAAUUGAAGAUAGAAAAAAAUAUGUAACGCAAUCAUCAAAUCCCAUUUUUGGAAGGUCAUAUGAAUUCCGUUGUAUGAUUCCCGAUGACUAUCGUCUUAAAGUAUCUGUUUACGACUUUGAUGGGGCGUCGAAUGACGAACUUAUCGGUAGUACUGUCAUAGACCUGGAAGACCGGGUCUACACUAAACACAAAGCGCGUGUAGGAUUGCCGAUGGAAUAUAGAAAUAAUGGACCAGUGCCUUGGAGAGAUAGCAAAAAGCCAUCAGCUAUUUUGGAUGAGCUGUGCCGCAAAAAUCAUUUAAAGCCACCUGAGUUUCCGGAUAGUAGCAGUGUUAUCGUUAACGGGGUCGUUUACAGAGACGAAAUAGAGUAUGAAACACAGGGGUCUGUAUCGGAGGAGUUAGAAAAAAAGGAAAAUGUAUGUCUUAGCUUACUACAUAACUGGCAUACCUUACCAGUGUGUGGAUACUCUCUGGUUCCUGAACACGUGGAGACAAGAUCUCUUUAUUUAAACCCUGAUCAGCCGGGAUUGGAAACGGGUAAACUCCAAAUGUGGGUAGACAUUUACGACUUGCAAAGCACCAAAGCUCCGCCACCCGCCGUCACCUUUGAAGAUACUGUUAGCACUGAGUAUGAGCUAAGAGUACACUUUGACAAAAUAGACGAUGGACCAGACACGGAAGCAAGAACGCCCCUGCCCAUUGCCGUAUAUAUAAAAGCUUGGUUGGGCGGUUACCAAGAAAAUAUGCAAACAACAGAUAAUUUACAUAGAGACCCGACCGGGAUUCUUCUACUUGACUGGAACAUGGUUUUUAAUUUCUACUACGAUCAUAAAAAAAACGAGAUGACCGUUGAAAAUAAAACAUUUGGGCGAUUAGAUGAUUUUAAAAUGGUUCCAGUACUAUACAUUCAAGUGUUCAACACAUACAAUGACUUUUGUCCAUUAGGUGAACUUACCCUUGACAUUUCUAGAAUGCCUUAUCCUGUAUCUGACGCGAAACAAUGUGAAUUAGAACAAGUUGAUGGAAGAAAGUUGUUUUUGUUUUCUAAAUCGAGGCCAGUUUGCGGUUGGUGGCCGUUACAAGGAACAGACGUGGAAAAGAAGCUGUAUUUCCUGGCAGGUCGGUUACAGAUGUCUGUCUGUGUCGUUGCGUUGGAAACCCACGAACCAGGGUUUUUAGGAUCAUUAUCGGGUACAAUAUGUAAAGAAGUGCAAAUUUACAAAAGAUUACCUACCAAAUGGUAUAUCAUACCUUUACUGCUUCUUAUUGCCGUAUAUAUAUUUUGCAACGUUUACCCGCAUUAUGCUAAAUGUUUAAUAAACAAGUGGGUAAAGUAAAACAAGUGUUUUCAGACAUAGCAAUAGAAUCAGAAGAAAAAUAUACUAUUAUCAAACAAUGGUGCUAUUUUAAAUAUUUUUUGUAAGUUUUAAUUUAGAUUGUUAAUUUAUUAGGAUGCUGAAUAAAGUAAUUCAUGGGAAAUCAA
This is a messenger RNA of Plutella xylostella (diamondback moth), 5217 nucleotides long. RefSeq names its product otoferlin. Gene Ontology annotation, biological process: plasma membrane organization. Gene Ontology annotation, cellular component: membrane. NCBI's taxonomy places the organism in Eukaryota, Metazoa, Arthropoda, Insecta, Lepidoptera, Plutellidae. The record is from RefSeq and is a predicted model, not a curated record.